GUUCAAAACACAGCUUGGCCUCAAUCCUGCCUGAUUAUUUUUGCUUCCUGCUUAAUUUUUACGCUUAUUUUCUCCUUUUACCAGUUAUGUAAAGUGCUUAGCGCUUUGUAGCCUUUAUUUAUUUUUUCAGAUUUUAUAUGAUGAGGUUGCUUUCCGUAUAUUCACCAAAAAACACGUAUUUCUCCCCCGGGAUAGAUUUCUCAAACAGCAGCCUACUGUUUGCUUGUUUGUUGCUUUCAAGGAAUAUGGACUAAUUGAGAAACCGUAUAAAUGUACUUGCCGUCGAGGGGAUAUCCUGCGUUUGUAAUCGAAGAGGUGUGUGUGCCCUGGGUGCAGCCCAGCCUGUGCUGUGGUGGCGAUGAAGAGCCCCGGAGCUGCAGAGAGCCGGCGGCUGGUCGUCCUGCUGGAGGCGGCCCUGCUGAGGGAGGCUCGUCUCUGGAAGGUACCGGUCUUCAAGAAUGGAUGCAUCCAGGGUGGUGACGUCUCCUCAUCCCAAUAUCAAGAAACUAUCUUUUGGCUUGGAGAGAUGAACCGGCUGUUCCACUUCUGUCCAGAAACGUUUGCACUGGGAGUCUGUGUCCUUACCCGACUGCUGUCCACUGUCAAGGCCCAACCCAAAUACCUGAAAUGCAUUGCUUUCACCUCGUUGGUCCUGGCUGCCAAAAUCAACGAGGAAGAUGAGGUAAUAGGUUCUGUUCAAGACCUGGUUGUGCAGAGCGGAUGCAGCUUCUCAACAGCUGAGAUUCUUCGCAUGGAGAGGAUCAUUCUAGACAAGCUGCAAUGGGACUUGUACACCGCAACGGCAGUCGACUUCAUUCACAUAGUAAGUUGGCAGAUAGAUGGGCAAACAAUACUUUUAUUUGUUAUUCUUUUCCUGGACCUGAGUUGUCGGAGCAUCUCAUAGCUGGACCUGAAAUGCUUCGUCAACUCUGGUCCCGGUCUUGCCUAAAACACAGCAGCACAAAAGCACACAUUUUGCCAUCAUGCUUGCAUCAUGUUUGCUUCAAGACGGUAUUUCACAAACCCCUACUCUCUCAGAAGAGAUAAAGGUAAAUUGGUCCUAGUAGAGAUUGUGCAUUUAUUUGAUUUCACUCAUUGUUCCCAUUUAUUAUAAACUCCAUUCCGUCCAGCUUGGGGUGAACACGUUAAAACGUUUUAAGAGGUCUAGAGCAACUGUGCAAAUAAUAAAAUGGGAGUCCGAUUAGAACAUAAUGAUACAUUUAGUUUUUCAAUACAUCUGAAUAGAAUCAAUAAAAUAUUGUUCUAAAUAAUGACGUAAAAUAAUCUACCUGACCUCAACACAGAUAAAACCGAAAUGUUUUGUUUUUGCGCACUUGUUCAAUUGUUUUAAAGAUCUAGGUUAACCGAUGGAAAUCACCUUGCUUUCAGUUAUUGCUAACUCUAAAAAUCACUGCCUUUUCCCUCUGUAAAUAUGAUUUAAUGUCAGCUUUCUGCAGCUUCAGUGCAGAAGUGACAAUUAUAGAAUCUGUUGAAUCUGAUUGUGGACAAAGACCCAAUCGGCGCAAGGUCUGAAGAGAGCUGUUUAUUCCACAUAAGUCUGCAUUUGCAAGCUGCUAGCAAAUAACAGGCAUGUUGCAUAUCAGGCCAAGGCACUUCUGACUAACUCUAACUUCUGCCCAACUAUUGAUACCAAAACCCUGCUGGGUGGGGGUCGGAGAUAUAAGGUCCUUUUUUUUUUAUUAUUGGGAGACCUCGAGAGACUUAACAGACAUGUGUUAUCGUCAGGGAAUCUAUAACGUGCUCUGAAUAGUUGACUGUCUUUUACGUGAAAGUAGGUUUGUCAUUGUUAAAGGUCCCAUGCUGUGUCACUGAGUUUAUGGCACAAUAUUUUUAAACAGCCUGGAACUGUUCACAGUAGUUUAUUGUUCAACCUUUACAAAUCAUUGCCUAAGGCAGUAGCCACUGACUGAACUGUAUAUGUGUGUAUAUACACACACACACACACACACACACACACACACACACACACACACACACACACACACACACACACACACACACACACACACACACACACACACACACUUUAGGUCCCUUCAUGCUAUCGCGCCCAGGGCUGUAUUCAUAACGCUUUUACUAAGAAAACAUCCAGCACUUUAUGGUAAAAGAUCAGUAACUAUAGCGCCAAGGAAACAGUUUGAACAACUCUUAAUAUGCUUCUCAUAGGGCUGCAUGUUAUUAAAUAGAUGCAUAUAUUACUUCUACAUUCAACCUCAAUUUGGUUAUUGGAUCUGUAAACUCUUUGUAAAAACAAACUCCAGUAACUACUUUCGUUUUUAGCCACACUAGCAGCACAGCUUUUUGGAUCACAGUGAAGUUGACUUAAAACAAUACAAACUGUUAUUAAACUGAACAUUACAUCUUACUAUGAAUAAGGAGGCCAACAGUUUGGAGGCCAGCAUAGUGACGCUUUAUGAAUACAGCCCAUCAGUUUUCAUUACAAAUAGUUCCACAAGAGUUGGUAUUGAUUCACAAUAUUCAAAGGAUGUCCAUUGUGUCCGACUUGCUCAGUUCUAAGGAUAAACAUUCUCCACACAACAAAUCUGACUUUUUUUUCUGAGCUUUGCAUUCUGUUAGUCAAAAAUCUCAUCCCGGACCAAAGCACAGCUUCAUUCCCUCAACAAAUAAAUGCCAGUGUUCGAUUUGUUUGUGAUAUUGAAAUUUGCGGAGGACUGAUACAUUUUCUUUAAAGCAGCAAACCAUUAACUGUCACCGAAAAGCUGUUUGGCACAUUUGAACUGAUUCAGUGUCUUCUGCAGGACUAAAAAUGGCAUUUUCACAACUAUAACGUGAAUUGUACUGACAUGGUGUCAUAGGUUUACAGCGUGUUAUUGAUGUGAAGCUUUUAUUUUCCUUGCACUUCACUUUAUAUAUUCCAAAAGAUAUUUGAACAUAAACAGACAUAAAGCACCACUAAAAACUAUAUUAAAAUAAAGAAUUUCUCUUUUUAUACUAUUCAAAUAAAUAUUUUUCAAAUACUUUUGAACAAUACUGUAAUUACCUCACAAUGACAUUCCCCCCUGCCUUGAAGAAAUAACUCUGCAUUCCCUUUUUCUAAAUAAAGUGGUAUUCUCCUUUUUUCUAUAAAACAGCUAUCAUUAAAAUCUAUCUAUUAUUGGUCACCAUGACACUUUGAUAUAUAUAUAAAUAAGAGGAUUUACAGAGAUGCUUUGUCAUCGGCUCUCAAUAUUCUUAAAUAUCCAAGUGAAGCUCUUUGAAAGGCAGAAUCCGCUAUGUGGCUCUCAAAUCUUUCACCGUCUGAGACUGUAUCGGGCUGUCCAAUCGGAACACAAAGCUUCCUUUGUUUGCUACGUCAGCCUGAAUAUUCCCUGCAUUCCCAUAGUGGAGUGAAGAAUGAAAACUUGAGGAGGCAGUUUAGAAAGUUUGAAGAAGUCGAGAGCUGUUUUUAACAAAUUCCUUUUUGAAUUUGGCACCACAUUGCUGAAUCUACCUUCUUUAAAAACCCAUGGCUUAUUUUUGCUACCGAGUAAGAGACAAAACUAAAGCAAAUGACACAACAUGAUAGACAUUUGGCUGUAACAGAGAAACAUCACAAUAAUGUGUUGGGGUUUUUUCUUCUGUUUUCUGGUCACUUUGUGAUAAGACUAAGAAGAACUAAAACUCAAAGUGUCCUUUAACAUCGAGCCUCAGGUUGUGAAUUACAGUUCCGGCCUACAAAUGGGAACACAUACGCACUGCUUGACGAUACCAACAAGAUUACUAUGAUUCCUCAGGCCAACGGGUAGGUCUUCAUAAGUUAAACCUCAUGAUGGGAUGCUCUAUCUGUUGAUCAAAGUGUCUAUCAGCAAUGAACACUUGAGAAGAGAACCACAGACUGCGAAAGGGACAUUGUCCUGGGUGGAUGGGAUGAAGGUUGGGUCAAAGGAAUGAAAGAUGUUUUGUGAAGGUUGGACAUUAAAUGCAUUGAUGUAUGUCAUGUUGAUAAGAGGUAAAGGGUGAGCAAUGGAUGGAAGAUGACAACAGUGACAUCAUUAUGCUAACGUUUUGGUCUCGUUCCUCUCCACUUCCCUGCUCUUCUCCG
Messenger RNA from Notothenia coriiceps (black rockcod), 4063 nucleotides. Its product is annotated as cyclin-I-like. The record is from RefSeq and is a predicted model, not a curated record. Lineage: Eukaryota; Metazoa; Chordata; Actinopteri; Perciformes; Nototheniidae. The transcript has 5 exons. Bases 359 to 904 code for a protein of 181 amino acids.